AUGCAAUACUUUAAUCUUCUUACUACCGGCGCUGGCCUGUUCGGCACCGGCGUUCUGGCUGCCCCAAGCCCAGCAGUUGACAGCAUUUUCCGCCCAGGCGAGUGCUUUUCUGCAGAGACAACUGCGCGCCUCUGCUACACGGCGCCUAAAAAUACGCCACAGGACGUCUCGGUUGAUGAUAUUAAGUUCGCCGCGACCUACCUCCGGUCGUACGGCCGUCAGAAGAAUGCUCUUGUACUUUUGGAAAAGUAG
Molecule: messenger RNA, 252 nt
Organism: Sporothrix schenckii 1099-18
Lineage: Eukaryota; Fungi; Ascomycota; Sordariomycetes; Ophiostomatales; Ophiostomataceae
Exons: 2
Coding region: 1-252 (83 amino acids)
Source: RefSeq, a predicted model, not a curated record